UGCGCGCAAAGUACUACAUUCUUAGUGUUUACCAAGAGUUUAGCGGUUGACAAAAUGAAAGAAAACCACUGGACGAAUUUUAACUACGGGCUAAGUGCGGUACUACUUUUGUUAAUUGUAGCGACGGAAAUAUCGAUACGCAUGAUGACCUAUAACAUGUUACAAGAAGAAGUUACAUCGAGAAUCUUAAAUAACAUGAACGAGCAACGGGACGUGUCUAUGAAAAGGGUCUAUUCACAUAUAAGAAAAGAAGUGGAGACUGCGUAUAGCAGUUUAGAACGCUAUAAACGUGAUAAUACAGACGAUAGGGUUGUCGGACUUUGUAACGCGAUCAAGAAGCAAUGCCAAAUCAAAGAUAAACAUAGAGGCUUUUCUGGUCUUCCAGGAUUACCUGGUCCGCCAGGUAUGCCAGGUGACAGAGGAUACCCAGCCACCAUUGGACCCAAAGGCCGUCAAGGAGAUCCAGGUCCUAAGGGCGCAUAUUGUUUAUAAACCAAGUGAAGCUCUUUGAAUGCCAUAAUAUUCGCUCUAGUACUAUAAUAUAUUUCCAAUCAUUGUGAAUUGUUUAAGGAAUUACUUUGGAAUUUUAUUAGAAUCAUUUUUUCACACUUUAAAAUAAAGCCAACGAAAUAAACAA
Molecule: messenger RNA, 637 nt
Organism: Photinus pyralis (common eastern firefly)
Lineage: Eukaryota; Metazoa; Arthropoda; Insecta; Coleoptera; Lampyridae
Product: collagen alpha-1(VI) chain-like
Exons: 3
Coding region: 55-492 (145 amino acids)
Source: RefSeq, a predicted model, not a curated record